UUUGAUUAUACAUUUUUUGCGACAUGGCGACGGGUCCGGCUACUCAGUCACUGAAGUGUGUGGUGACUGGUGAUGGUGCAGUUGGCAAAACAUGUCUUCUGAUCUCGUACACAACGAAUGCUUUCCCGGGAGAAUACAUCCCUACUGUCUUUGACAACUACACGGCGAGUGUUAUGGUUGACGGCCGGCCGAUCAGCCUGGGAUUGUGGGAUACUGCUGGACAAGAGGAUUACGAUCGCCUGAGACCGUUAUCCUACCCUCAAACCGAUGUCUUUUUGAUCUGCUUCUCCAUCGUCAGCCCGCCAUCAUUCGAUAACGUCAAAGCAAAGUGGUUCCCCGAGAUCGAACACCACGCCCCCAAUGUCCCCAUCAUCCUCGUCGGUACCAAGCUGGAUCUGAGAGACGACCGCGCGACUACAGAAGCCCUUCGCGCACGCAAGAUGGAGACCGUCUCCUACGAACAAGCCCUGGCCGUGGCCAAGGAGAUUCGCGCACAUAAGUACCUUGAAUGUUCGGCGCUGACACAACGCAACCUGAAGAGCGUGUUCGAUGAAGCCAUCCGGGCCGUUCUCAAUCCCCGUCCCGCUACGAAAUCCGGGAGGAAAGCAGUCAAAUGCAGUAUCUUGUAG
Messenger RNA from Penicillium concentricum, 629 nucleotides. RefSeq names its product putative Rho GTPase Rac (gene racA). Gene Ontology annotation, biological process: establishment or maintenance of cell polarity; small GTPase-mediated signal transduction; cortical cytoskeleton organization. The transcript has 6 exons. Bases 24 to 629 code for a protein of 201 amino acids. Gene Ontology annotation, molecular function: protein kinase binding; GTP binding; GTPase activity. NCBI's taxonomy places the organism in Eukaryota, Fungi, Ascomycota, Eurotiomycetes, Eurotiales, Aspergillaceae. Gene Ontology annotation, cellular component: cell cortex; cytoplasmic vesicle; cytoskeleton. The record is from RefSeq and is a predicted model, not a curated record.